GGGGAGACAGUCGAGCCUGCGGAAAGCGGCGGCGGCUGCGGUACCUGGGAGCCGAUGCUGGGGCAGGGCAUGGUGGCGCCGACUGCGCUGUGAGAACGGAGCGGCCGCGGGGUCGCCAUGCGCUGGCGGCCCUGACAUGGGCGCCAGCGGCUCCAAAGCUCGGGGCCUAUGGCCCUUCGCCUCGGCGGCGGGGGGCGGCGGCCCAGAGGCGGCGGGCGCUGAGCAAGCUUUGGUGCGGCCUCGAAGCCGAGCCGUUCCCCCCUUCGUAUUCACGCGCCGCGGCUCCAUGUUCUAUGAUGAGGAUGGGGAUCUGGCUCAUGAGUUCUAUGAGGAGACAAUCGUCACCAAGAAUGGGCAGAAGCGGGCCAAGCUGAGGCGGGUGCAUAAGAAUCUGAUUCCUCAGGGCAUCGUGAAGCUGGAUCCCCCUCGCAUCCACGUGGAUUUCCCUGUGAUCCUCUAUGAGGUGUGAGCCUGGGGGGUAGCAGACACAAGCACCCCCUGCCCCAGCAAGAAACCUCCAGGCUCAAGAUGUGUCUUCCAUUGAGGAGCCCAGGCUGGAGCCACAACCCUGAAUAAACUCCGUUGGCCCAGAACCUUCAACUGCAAGCGAGGCAGUUCCACGGUGUUGGUUGGGUAUUGGUUUGUGUAUGGACAAGAGGUGGUUGGUGGCUGGCAAAGGCUAAUGGCAGACUUACCAGCUCAUCCUCCCCAGCCACCCCUCCAAGAAGCAUGGCAAGGCAUAUGUCAGUCAGGAAUGCCUGGUUCCUGGUUCCUUGACUGGCCUGCUUUUUUCCAAGCUUGCCUGGCAUCGAGCCCUGCUAGAGGCUACAGCACUUUACAAGCAAGGUCUGGCUUCUUCCAACCCCUGGGCUGUGUGGGCUGUACACAAGUGGGAACUUCCUUUCCCUUACUUCCCUUACCCCCAGUUGGAGCAUUUCAGCCAUUUGCUACCUCGAUUCCUCCUGUGGACAGAGGCUGGGGGCAGUGCCAGCCUGAUUUUUCCCACUUACCUGCCCAUCUGUUCCUACCUUCAGAUGGAUGGACAGUUUGCUGGCUGUUGGUAGGAGUGGGGGCUGGUGUGGGAGGCUUCUCCCUCCACCCAGGCUGAUCCCUCCCUACUGUAACUACUUGUUGCCCCCUCUACCCCUCCCCCACUUGAGAGGGUACAGGCUGGGGUCAGGAUGGGCUGUGGUUGCCUGUGCCUAUGGGGAGUUGCCUCAACCCACCUAUCCUGUCUAAUCCCCCUUGCCUUUGCACCAGGCCCCCCAGCCCCCCAUGGGAGGAGACUGUCUGCCAUCCUGUGUUUAGGGACAACACCCUAGGGCUGGUGCCAAUAACUAUAAGGAGCCCACCACCCUUUCACCUACAGUGUCCCCACUCUAGGAUCAGUCAAGGGAAAGUACUGGAGCCCCGGGGUAGGGACAGAAAGGAGGGAAAAACCAUAAAAGGAAUACUUAAAAUGUGAAGGUUAUAAUAGUCUAGUCCAUGAUGAUGUUGGGGCAGAGUCUGACUUUUUUUUUUUUUAAUUCCUUACUGUGUAAACUCUGUGCUUCUAGAAUGUGGGAAAUGGCUUGGGGAGGGUGGCCUCCAGCCAAGGAAGACUUGUGUUAUUUGUUCAAUUUCAAUAAAAUUAUUUGUAGAUCCUGCA
Galeopterus variegatus (Sunda flying lemur) is the source of this 1648-nucleotide messenger RNA. It is a transcript of the gene TUSC2, whose product is annotated as tumor suppressor candidate 2. NCBI's taxonomy places the organism in Eukaryota, Metazoa, Chordata, Mammalia, Dermoptera, Cynocephalidae. Bases 137 to 469 code for a protein of 110 amino acids. The record is from RefSeq and is a predicted model, not a curated record. Gene Ontology annotation, cellular component: mitochondrion. Gene Ontology annotation, biological process: regulation of mitochondrial membrane potential; inflammatory response. The transcript is spliced from 3 exons.